AUGGAGUCGUCAGACGAUGACACUCUGAGUGAGCGCUCCUGUGUGAGCGAGCCGUCCUUCCGCAGCGAGCGCUCAGGGGGGUCUUUGUCCCCGUGUCCAUCGGGACUCGCGGGUCCUCCAGGAGACACUCUGCCGUGGAACCUGUCCAAACACGAGAGGAGGAAGAGGAAGAGCCAGGACUCGGUGCUGGACCCGGCGGAGCGGGCGGUGGUUCGUGUCGCAGACGAGCGGGACAGGGUGCAGAAGAAAACCUUCACAAAAUGGAUCAACAAGCAUCUCAUCAAGGUGAGGAAGCACAUCACAGACUUGUACGAGGACCUGAGGGAUGGACACAACCUAAUUUCCCUGCUGGAGGUCCUGUCUGGAGUCACCCUGCAACAGAAAAGCGGCCCCGCUUCGAAAAGGGCGUACGCCUCUCGGGCCCCCCCCCUCAUCGUGCUCAGAGGGGAGGAGGAUGAGGAGGAGGAGGAAGGAGCUCAGGGACCCAGAGAAAAGGGGAGAAUGAGAUUUCAUCGACUACAGAAUGUCCAAAUAGCUCUGGACUUCCUAAAACAGAGACAGGUCAAACUUGUGAACAUCAGAAACGAUGACAUCACAGACGGGAACCCCAAACUGACGCUGGGUCUGAUCUGGACCAUCAUCCUUCACUUCCAGAUUUCAGAGAUCUAUGUGAGCGGCGAGUCGGGCGACCUCACAGCCAAAGAGAAGCUGUUACUAUGGAGCCAGCAGGCGACAGAAGGCUACCCCGGCCUCCGCUGUGUGAACUUCACCUCGUCCUGGAGGGAUGGACGCAUGUUCAACGCUCUGCUGCACAGAUUCAGGCCGGACCUCAUCGACAUGGAGCUGGUGUCCCGGCAGAGCAACUGUGAGAACCUGGAACAGGCCUUUGAGAUCGGCGAGUCGCUGGGGGUCACCAGGCUGCUGGACGUUGAGGAUGUUGAUGUUGCUUCUCCGGAUGAGAAGUCGGUCAUCACCUACGUCUCCUCCAUCUACGAUGCCUUCCCGAAGAUCCCUGAGGGAGGAGAGGGCAUCGCUGCACACGAGGUGGACCAGCGCUGGUCAGAAUACCAGUCCAGGUUCUCCUCUCUGCUCCAGUGGAGCCGCCAGCACACGGUCCUCAUGGCCAACAAGAACUUCCCACAAAACCCAGUGGAGCUCAAGGCACUUUACAACGAGUACGUCCACUUCAAAGAGACGGAGAUCCCCACGAAGGAGGUGGAGAAAGGUCACAUCGAGCACCUCUACAAGCUGCUGGAGGUGUGGAUGGAGUUCGGUCGGAUUAAGCUUCCUCAGGGCCUCCACCCCAACGACCUGGAGGAGGAGUGGGGCAAACUCAUCCUGGAGAUGCUGGAAAGAGAGAAGGCCCUGCGGCCGGCUGUGGACAGGCUAGAGCUGCUGCUCCAGAGAGCCAACAAGAUCCAGAACAUGGCUCUGGACUGUGAGGAGAAACUCACCCUCGCCAAAAACACACUCCAGGCUGACAUGUCCCGGGUGGAGAGCGGCGAGGUGGUGCAGUGUGAGAAGGAGCUGGCCUGCUACCUGCAGGACUGUGAGUCUCUGAUCAGACAACUCAACCAGGAGCUCAAGCUCCUGCGGGAGGAGAAGUACUACCAGGUGGAGCAGCUGGCCUUCAGAGCGUCCUGCCUGCAGGAGGAGCUGGUCUCCCUCAGACUCCAGUGCUCCAGCGUCUACAGGAAAGGACAUUUCUCUCCGGCUCUGGGCGGCACCGGGGCCGAGCUCACCAGCCAGCGAGGCACCGACAGCGGCCUGUCACUGGGGCAAACGCUGCUGGGAGCUGUGGGAGCUGUGGGAGCCGUGGGAGCCGCGCUCCUGAGGCGACCCAUGGCCCGCUCCCAGCUGGUGGCCAUGUCUUCAUCAGAGGACGAGGGAAGCCUGAGGUUCAUCUACGAGCUGCUGGGCUGGGUGGAGGAGACGCAGGAGCUGCUGGAGCGAGCUGACUGGGGAGCAGAUCUGCCCUCGGUAGAAAACAACCUCCAGGAGCACAACGACAUCCACACUGCAGUGGAAGAGUUACUGAGCAGCCUGCAGGAGGCACGCAGCUAUGAGGCAAAAGUUACCCCCAACUUCAAAAGCAGUUACUCAGAAACCCUGGCCAAGCUGGAGCAUCAAUACUGCAAACUACUGGACCAUUCGUCGUGGCGCCUGCGGAGCCUGGAGAGUCUGCACUCCUUCGUGUCGCACUGCACCGAGGAGCUGAUCUGGCUCAACGAGAGGGAGGAGGAGGAAAUCGCCUUCGACUGGAGCGACGGCAACAGCAACAUGAACGCCAAGAGAGAGUUAUACAGCGAGAUGAGGUCUGAGCUGGAUGAGAAACGAGAGGUGAUGAGGUCCCUGCAGGAGACGGCCAGUCGUCUGUGUGUGGAGAACCAUCCGGCCAAGCAGACGCUGGAGGCGUACAGUGCCGCCCUGCAGACUCAGUGGCAGUGGGUGGACCAGCUCUGUGUUUGUGUCGAGCAGCAUCUCAAAGACAACACAUCGUACUUCCAGUUCGUGAGUGACGCUCGGGACUGUGAGUCGUACCUGCGUCAGCUGCAGGAAACCAUCAAGAGACAGUACACGUGUGACAGGAGCAGCAGGCUGACCAAACUGGAGGACCUGCUGCAGGACUCCAUGGAGGAGAAGGAGCAGCUGAUCGAGUACCGGAGCACCGUGGCGAGUCUGGUGGGCCGGGCCAAGACGUUGGUGCAGCUCCGCCCCCGCAGCGCCGAGAGCAACCUGGCCUCCACCACGCCCAUCAGGGCCGUCUGCGACUACAGACAGAUAGAGAUCACGAUCAGCCGAGGGGAGGAGUGUGUGCUGGAGGACAACUCCCAGAGGACCAAGUGGAAGGUGAUCAGUCCCACGGGCAACGAGGCCAUGGUCCCCUCGGUGUGUUUCACCGUCCCGCCCCCCAACCAGGAGGCCAUGGACACAGCCAGCAGGACGGAGCAGCUGUACCAGAAGGUGAUGUCUCUGUGGCACCAGCUGCACGUGAACAUGAAGAGCGUGGUGUCCUGGCACUACCUGCUGAAAGACGUGAGGACCGUCUCCACCUGGAACCUGGACACGGUUCGAUGCCAGUCUCCAACAGAGCGGCAGCAGGUCCUCGACCACCUGGAGUCCCACUUGGCCGACUUCCUGUCCGACAGCAAGGAGAGCGCUCUGUUCACGCCGGCCGAGAGACGGGAGCUGGAGAAGGACGUCCAGCAGGCCCAGCAGCACUGUCAGGACCUGCUGCUCAACAUGGAGACGGCUGAGAAGGACGAGUCCGUCUCUCGGUCGUACCUGUCCGAGCUGCAGAACAUCAGCCUGCGUCUGAACGAGGCCGAGCAGAGGCUGCUGAGGGGGAUUCAGACUCCGGCCCCCAGCCGGCUGUCAGGAGACACUGUGGACAACACCGUGCAGAUCGCAGAGCAGGAGAAGCUGCAGUCGGAGCUGGACGCCCUGCGCUCUGGUUUGGGGGACGUGUCCCGGCGCUGUGUCCGGUUCUUUGAGGAGAAGCCGACGUCCUCCAGCGUCCCCGUCCUCCAGGCCGAGCUCAACCAGGCUGUGGAGAAGACGGACAAACUGCACAACCUCUCGUGUGUCUACCUGGAGAAGUUAAAGACCGUGGACGUCCUGAUUCGCAGCCUGGACGAAGUGGAGAGCCAGGUCAGGAGGUACGAGAGCCGACUGAGUGAAGAGGACAUCGUCCCUGCCGACACCACGGCCAUCCAGAACCUCAGAGACCAACACGGGAGGUGGCAGGAGGAACUGGGCGAGCAGGGGGACAUCUUCGAUUCCCUGCUGUCCUCUGUGCGUCGGGCCCAAGAGGCGGGGUCUCAGCUCAGCAAGCUCCACCCCGACCGCAGCCCCGAGCUGGCGCUGUACCAGGAGAGAGCCAAUCAGAUGACAGACAGGUGGAGCGGCGUUCAGAGACAGAUGGAGACACGACGAGCGGAUCUGGACGCUCUGGGCUCGGACCUGCACCAGUACAGAGCCGGUCACUCGGCUCUGAUCCGGUGGAUCGAAGAGACGACAAAGAGACAAGAAGACACACAACCUGGACAGAGCGACAGCAAAGCUCUGUCGGAGCAGCUGGCCCAGCAGACGGCAUUAGUAGCCGAGAUUGAACAGAACCAGACCAAACUAGAUGAGUGUCAGACUCACUCCAAACAGUACUGCACCUCAGUGAAGGACUACGAGCUGCAGCUGAUGACGUACAGAGCCUUCGUAGAGUCGACACACAAGUCACCUGUGAAGAGGAGGAGGAUGCAUUCUUCAUCUGACGCCAUCACUCAGGAGUUCAUGGAUUUGAGCACACGCUACACGGCUUUGGUCACGUUGACGACCCAACACGUGAAGUACAUCAGUGAUGCACUGAGACGACUAGAAGAAGAAGAGAAAGAGGUGGAGGAGGAGAAGCAGGCCAGGGUCGGGCAGGUCUCAGAUCUGCUGGGCUGGGUCAAAGGGCUCCAGGGACGGACCGGCGGCCCCAACGCUGAGUCAUCACUCGCAGCUCAACAGUCCAUCAGUGAACAGCUGGCUGCCAAGAAGGACGAGGUGGCUGAAGCCAUCAGGAGCACAGAGGUCUUCCUAUUAUCAAAACAAGCCAGCAAGUUGUCCCCAGGGGAGCGUGCUCAGGUGGAGGCUCAGCUGGACCAGCUCAGGUCCACCUACAACCAGAUGUGUGACAGCUCCACCCAACAGCUGCAGCAGCUGGAGCAGCAACUUGCCAAAGAGGAGGAGAGAAAGAACCAAAUUGCCAUCGCCGGAGUAAUCGACCUGGGAACAGUGGAAACAUUCCCAGUGUUCCCAGCCUCUCAGCGUGGUCUCAUUGACCAGGACACCUGCCACGUGCUCCUGGAGGCCCAGCUCGUCCUGGGGGGGCUCGUCCAGCCUGACUCCCCACGGAGUCUCACACUGGAACAAGGUCGAGCUCAAGGCCUCGUCGACGCCUGCACCAAGGAGUCGCUGUCUGAGCUGGAGAACGCCCUGAUUCUGGUGGGAAACACUGAAUCUGAAGCCGACCAGCGACCACCUAUGUUGCCAGUAGCUGCGGCCAUGGAGGUCGGGCUCAUCAAGGAGGAGGUGGGACUCCGCAUUCUGGAACUCCAGAUGAGCACCGGAGGCCUGAGAGUCUCCACAGGAAAGCUGAUAAGUCUGGAGCAAGCAGAGGACUUGAGGCUUUUGACUCCAAGAACUGUCACCAAACUUCAGUCAAGGCUUCAGCACCGAGAGCUGAUUGAUCCAAACACAGCGGAACAGAUUCACCUGUGUGAUCUACAAGAGCGCUGUGUGUUCGACUCCGGCCUCCUCCUCCUCCCGGUCAAACAGCAGCCUGGAGGGACGGUCUGCCUCCGCUCUGGAAGGAAAGUCGGUAUCAUCCGCGCCGUCCAGGAAGGUCUGAUCGAUCCCGAAGUUGCUGUUCGGCUGCUUGAGGCUCAGCUCUUUGCCGGUGGUGUAGCUGACCCACGCUCGGGCCAUCGACUGACCAUUAACGAGGCUGUCCGUCUCGGGCUGAUGGAUCAGGAUCUAGCCUGUGCAAUGUUAGCACGUCAGCUGCAAACUGGGGGAAUUAUAGAUCCUCUCAGCAGAGAACGCCUGGAUUUGGGAGAAGGUCUUCACCGAGACCUUCUCUCCCCUCGUUUGGCUCUGUUGGUCCUCGAGUCUCUUCGGAAUUUCAGGGGUCUGCUGUGGCCUGAAUCUGGAGAACUUCUGCCCAUUGCUGAGGCUCUUCAGCAAGGAGUGAUCUCAGAAGAACUAGCAAGAAAUAUCCUAGCACAGCGUCAUGCUAUUGGGGGUCUGUACAAACCUGAAGCUCUCCAGGUGCUGCCCUUAAACCAUCCUGCUUCGUUCCUUGACCCCGGUGUCGUCAGUUUUCUCAAAGACACCCAAAUCCCAGAUACUCUUGUCAACAUGAAUCAGUCUGGCACCAGUUCCAUCAGUUCCUCUUCACCUCCAUCUUCUCCAGCUCCUGCAGACAUGUUGUGUGAUGCUUCACCAACAAGUGGAAUGGAUCCUGAAGAACAAGCCAAACACAAGCUGCUGUUCCACCUCAUGACUCACAGCUAUGUGGAUGCUCAUUCUGGAAAACGACUGGUGCUGCUCGACCCUGAGCUGGUGGAGUUGGUCGAAGCUGCUCAACUGGUUCCUGGAGACUCUGCUUUAGUUAGUCAAGCUGAGACUGGAAGCACUUUUGCUCCAGAUAAGCAGGGGAAGUUGCAAAUGGUGAGAGUGGAGGUGAGUGGAAAGCAGAUUAAAGGUGAGGGAGAAGAUUCCAAUGUAGUUAGACCAAGCAAGGAUUCUGAGAUCUAUGGUACAAGUAGUCUAAAAGAAAGGUAUGAUGGAGAAGUGUUGCAGAAGCCAUCCUUGAUCAUGUUAGCGAGUGAUUUAACAACAAAAGAAGGAAUCAAGGUCAAGAAAGUUGCAAAAGGAAGAGCUAAGAAGAAAGAAAAGACCCACGUUCAAAGUUUAAUGGCUGUAGCUCAAAGCCCAGAGGAGCUGGUAGAAACUGAAUCCAAACCAGGAGAUAGGAUUAGUCUGGUAGAUCCCAUCCCACUGGAAGCAGAAACAAGUGAAUACGUUCAUUUAAAACAAUCUGUAGCUAAGGAAGAUAUAAACCCUGUAAAGGAGACAGAUCCCAGGAGUGCUAAAGAUGAGGUUGUAGCUGCAGGGGAGAUGGAAGUAGAAUUUGCUGAGUUGUCAAGGUUGGUCCUGGAGCUAAAGCAGGGAGGUGUGAUGACAGAAGAAGGAGAAAAGCUGCUUCCUGAUGAGGCAGUAGCCCAGGGCGUCCUCCCCGGCCACACGGCAGUCAAAUUAAUGGCUCAGGCAGGUCUGUUCGGGGGUUUCCUAGAUGCCAACAGUGGUGAGUCCCUGAGCAUGGAGGAUGUCAUGCAGGAGGGUUUGCUAGAUGAAGAUCUGAUGUGGAGUGUCCUGCAGUCAGAUAAAACCCUGGCAGGGAUUGUGGACGCAGAGAAAGGGCAGAUCUGUGGUGUGAGGGACGCAGCUCGAGAAGGGUUGAUCGACCUAGACACUGCUGAUAGACUCCUGGAAGCCCAGGUGGCUUCUGGGGGAAUUGUAGACCUCCGCCGGGAUAAGAAAGUCUCUGUCACUCUCGCAGCAAACCUGGGCCUGAUUGAGGAGGGUCAAAGAGAAGAGCUGGUGGCACUAGAGAAGGCGUACAAAGGGAAAGACACAGAUGUGACAACCGCCCUCAAAAAAGCCAGUUUACAGCUACAGAUGGAAGGUGUCAUUGACCCAGAGUCUAAGUCUCCAGUUUCUCUGGAGCAGGCAAUUCAAAAAGGGUUGAUUAAGUCCGAGGAGGCUUAUCAUGUGUUGGCGAAGCAGGUGGCGGAGGGGGGUGUAAUCCACCAUGCUUCAGGAAUGAGGCUUUCUGUCUCUGAUGCUGUCGAUAGAGGAUUAGUGGAUCGGUCUAUUGCUCCUGGCCUGGAGGACUUGGAGUGGGUCUACCAAGGCAAAGUCAGCCCCUCAUCUCACCCAGAUGCUGUUGUACUCCAGGCGUCGACAGGAGCUGUUUUAGACCCUGAAUCUGGACGUAGACUGACAUUGACGGAGGCUGUUACUAAAGGUCUCCUGGACGAGAACAUGGCCAGUGAAGCCAUGGCCUCUCCCACAGUGACACAAGGAGCUCUGGACCCUCAGACUGCUCGAAUUGUGCCUUAUUCAGAACUUGUUAACCAGGGCAGGAUCGAUAUUGACACAGGCAAACGUUUCUUAGAGGUGAAACCCUUCAGAGGGAUUCAGAACAAGCAAACCGGAGAAAGUUUGACCCUUUCUGAGGCAAUUCAGUCAAAGCAAGUUGACCCAGUCCCAGCACUGAGGCUUCUCCAGAGCCAGGCCGACAGUGGAGGGAUAGUUGAUAUAAAGACUGGAGAAAGGCUCUGUCUCUCUGAAGCCUGUAAAAGAGGUCUAAUCGGAGAUGACAUGGUGAAAGUAAUAGCCUCCAACCAAAUGUCUAAAGGAGGCUUAGUCGAUCCCUCGACUGGACAACGGGUUUCUAGUCUCUGUGAUGCUGUUGCAGUCGGACUGAUCUCCAGUGACACGGCGGCUGAGAUUCAGAACAAAGUGGCUUCUGCAAAGAUUGAAGUUGAUGGAGGUAGUUCUACACCUGUGGCCUCAUUGAGCAGCACAUACAGCCCUGCUAUUAUGAUGUCAGUGUCGAGCAGUCCAGCAAACUGGUCAGAUGGGAACUCAGAGGAAGGUUCAGGAGUCACACAGGAAGAUGAAAAGACAGUAAUGUCUUUAGUAUCAGACAAGUCACAGUACUACGACGUGGACGAGGACAAAGUAGAGGUGCCGUUGUCCACAGGAGAGUCUUUAAUGGAGUCGGACCAGUCCAUGGACCUCUUGUGUAACUUUGCAGCUAAUGUUGAGAGAAGGAUUCAGCAGGCCAUCGGAGAGAUAGUACCACAGAGAGACAGAAGAGAGAGGCGUCCAAAACAGGAGCCUGAUGAGAAAGUGCAGAUAAGUGAGGGUAAGGUGAGUGUCUGUGAUAUUGGCAAAGAUUCCCAGGAAGAGGUGAGAGAGGGAGCUGCCAUUUUGAAGUCAGACAGGGAACCUGUGUUUGUUGGGGAAAGAGAGCGUCGACCCAGUGAUGAGACGUCAGAGGUUCAUCAGGUUUCUGAAGUAAAACUGACAGGUUCUGUGGAAGCAGAGAUUAGAGACAAGAAAGAAAGUAAAGCCAACACUGAAGUGUCUAAAAAGAAAGAGGAGGAAUAUAGAAAGAGUGAUGUGACAGAACAGAGGGAUAAUGGCAAAGUUGUGGAAAGAGAGAAACCUUUAAAGAUUGAAAUAAAAUCUGAGCAAUCCGGCCAGAUGGUGACGUCUCCAGCCAAAGAUACAGAAAGCAAAGGCAAGAAAAAGAGGAGGAAUAAAAACAAGGGAAAGAGUAAAGAAGCAGAAAGUGAAACACAACCUGCAGAGAUUAAACAGCGAUCAGACAUCGACCGAGCGGAGGCAGAAAGUGAAGGACGGCCUGAGGCUGCAGAUCCAGUCACAGAUUACCUCCCAUCAGCAGACAAAAGGGAGAAAUUGCAAAGUCAUGGUCGGGUAGCUUCCCUAGAACCUCCCAAUAGAGAGCGUGAAGCAGAGACAGAUUGGAAAAUUGAACAUGAAACUGAUUUGAUGAAACAAGAAACCGUUCCAGCCAAUGAACAAAUUAUAGAGCCAGAAAAGGGUGAAAAGAGAAUUAUGAUUUCUAAGGAUGUAGAAGAGUGUGAUAAGAGGGAGAGGAUAAAAAGAGAGCAGGAGAGAGAAGUCGGAGAGAAGGCAUCUGUCUCUCAGGAACCAGAACGAGAGAGAGCGAAGGAGCAAGAGCUGCCUCUGAAAUCUCCUUUACCGGAAAACGAGAAGGCCGCUUUGAUUCUGAAAGCCAAAGAGAGCAUCCUGAAAAAGGUGUUUGAAAAAGGAGUGAGUGAGAAACAGGCUGCUGAGGAGCUGCAGGCCCUGAGGAAAGAGGUGGAGAAGAAGGAGAUUCAAGACACGACUGCAAGAGAAGUGAAGGCCACAACUCUGCCAGCUAACAAAGGAGAGGGGAGUCAGGAUGUCGGAGAAGUCGAGAGGCUGAAUGGUUCGUUAAAAGACAACGAGGAAGAGACGAGUGUCAGAGGAGACAAAUCGAAAAUGAUAAAGGUCAAAGAGGAUUUGACUGUCGAGGAACUUUCUGUUAACGAGGGAAUGGAAACCAAACUGUUGGAGGCUCCGUCACAAGAGAGAGGAAAGAUCAGCUCUGGAAAGGAAACAAUCGAGGUGUUGCCGUCAGUGAAGCCUAAAGAAAUUCAGAAAAGCAAACGAAGCAAGAAGAACAAGAAGAACAAGAGUUCAAAUGUGACAGACAAAGCUGAGCCUGAUGCUGAGAAAGAGGAUUCUGCAGCGACUGCAACUAAAUCAACCAAACCAAAUGUGGAUGGCUCAACUUUGAAUAAGGAGCCGAGGACGGUCCAACCUUCAGCUGGUGAUACGACAAUUAAACCUGAGAUCUCUGGAAUCACUGAUGAAGCAGCUGAGACAAGUCGACACAGAUCACAUGAGUCUGAGGAACCAAGUUCUCACGCAGAGGAACACACACGAGUUGCAGAGGACACGUCUAUCGAGAAAGAACAAUCUCGUUCAGGAACCACAAGUGAAGGUAAAUCCAUCCAAGCUGUCGCAGGAGAACCAGACAAACCACUGACAGCUCAGCGCGUCGCACAAGUCAAAACAUCUGGAAAGGGUAGAAAGAAGAAAGUAGCUGUGGUCUUAAAAGAACAAGAGCCUCAAGAUUCUGCAGCUUUGCUCUCAGAGGAAACGUCAACAGAGUCUGAAUCAGCUGGAGUCACUGAGUCGGAUACAACCGCUGAGAGCUGGGGGGAGGAAGAGGAGGAAGAGGAGGAAGAGGAGGAGGAAGUCAGAGAGAGACGAGGGACUGAGUCAAACAGAGAGAGGACGUCAGUCACUGGCAAGUCAUCAUUAAAGCGUCAGGAAUGUUUGGAGCAGGACCAGCGGAUCGUGGCCCUGGUCUCGAUGGUGCGGCACGUGGAGGUCCGGCUCAAACAGCAGCAUCAGCAGUCUGUGGGUCGCAGCCUCAUCGCUCUGGAGGACACCAUCAGGCAGGCUGAGACUCUGGACCUUGAGCUGCUCGACUUGGAGACCGAGGUCGCGAGGGAAGUGGAGGCGGCCGAGCUGCUGCUGGAGCCCCGACCUCAGGACGUUCCUCCACAGCUCCUCCUGGCCCUGGAGAAGGACGGGCGCAGCCUGGCUCGAGGGUACGAGGCAGCUCGAUCGCUCUCUGCUGGCAUUCUGAAAAGCCUGCGAGACCACAGAGACUCUCACAAGGAGGCAGUGAACGCUGAGAAGAUGUCGCUCGGAGGACGAGUGGAGCGUCUGCUCUCCUGGUUGAAGGAGACCGAGGCUCAGAUGGACGGAGGAAUUGCAGGAAUGGAAAAAAUGGAGAAAUCAGAGGAGGAGGACAAUUGUGAUCAGCUCACACAGCAGCUGCAUCUUUGCAAGGAGCUGCAGUCCUCUCUGAUGUCUCGCUCCGAUGAGGUCAACAACGUGGCCUUUGAGAUUCAGGUGUUCAUCUCAGAGCGAGCUCAGGACCUGGCCCCCGAGCAGAGCAGGGAUCUGCUGGGGCAGCUGCAGCGGCUCCAGAGGAGCUUCCACAGAGCGUCGGGCCGAGCCCAGGCCUGGGCCGACGCUCUGUCCGUCCAGAGAGAGAGGGAGGAGGAGUGGCAGCGCCGGAAGAGGGUGAAGGAAGAAGAGGAGGACAGAGAGAGGCAGAGUGCAAGGGAGAGAGAGGUGGUCCAGCAGCAGAAAGCCGAGUGCUCCCAGAAACUGGAAGGCCUCAGCAUGUGGUUGGCCGGAGCUGCCAGUUCGCUGGCCAGUCAGAAUGCAGGAGCUGAGUCAGGUGACGUGAACGUGCUGCAGGAGAAGCAGAAAAAGCUAAAGGAAGUGCAGAAGGAUCUCCAGACGAGAGGCGAGGGCAUCGCUGAGGCCAUCCGCUCGGUGGAGGACUUCCUGGCGGAACGCGGGGACACUCUGAGUCCAGAGGAGAGGCAGAACCUCCAGGGGGCGCUGACGAGAAUGAAAGAGCAGUACAGCGCCCUGAGGGACACGGCCAACACGUCGGUGUCCGAGCUGGACACGGCCAUCAGCACCACCGUCCAGCAGAACACACAACGGGCGAAGGCGGAGGAGGAUCUCCAGGAGACACGAGGUCAGAUCGACUCUCUGCUCAAAGACCUGUCAUCACUGAACCAACCGGGAAGGAGAGGAGCCGGAUCUGUGAUGGAUCAGAGUGUGGUCGAUGCAGCGUUCUCACAGCCAGAGGGCGCUGUCCUGUCACACACUGAGAUGCUGCAGGCGGAGCUUCAGCAGCUUCAGUCCCAGCAGGCACAGCUGCUUCAGAUCACCCAGGCCACCCGGUCUCUUCUGGACCAGCCCGACUCGACGGUUCCUCCCGAGGAGAAGCAGCGUCUCCGGGCUGCCCUGGACCAGCUGCAGGCCCAGCACCAGGACAGGCUGCAGAGCUGCCAGGACCGUCUGAGGAAGUCUGAAUCUCUGAAGGACGAGUUCACGAAGUUCCUCCACGAACAUGGAAGUCUUGGUGCCUGGUUGGAGCAGAGCGAGCAAGAGCUCCGGUCCCUGGGGGAAGGAGAAACUGACGCACAGGGACUGAAGGCCAGGCUGGAGGAGCACAGAAAGCUUGCUGAGGAUGUGAUCUGCCACAAGGCCGAUCUGCGCUUCGUCUCCAUCUCGGGUCAGAAGGUUCUAGACUCCGUUCAAGGGGCUCUGGAGCAGGUUGGAGGUUCGGAUCCCGCUCUGGACAGCACCAAGCAGCUGGUGACCGACAAGCUGCACGAUGCUAACCACAGAUACACAACCCUACACACCAAGUCGUCAGAUCUUGGCGGUCGAUUGUCCGGCCUGCUGGAGAGAUACCAGCAGCACCAGGAUGAGGUCGUCUCCCUCCACUCGUGGCUCAGCACUCAGGAACAGAACCAAAGCAUCGCCGGGCCGGGUGGAGACAAGGACCCACAGAACCUGCAGAACACGCUGAGACAAGUACAGCUGCUGCAGGAUGAACUGGCCGAGCGCUCGGUGCAGCUGGAGAAGGUGAAGAGAGCCGGUCGAGAUCUGGUCAGCACAGAUGAGUCUCCCUCCCUGAAAGCUGUGGACAUCCUCUGUGCCGCAGAUGGUUUGGAGAAGAGGUUCGGCUCCCUCUCAUCUUCUGUGUCUGAACGGGCCGAGCAGCUUCAGACGGCCGUGGCCCAGUCCGUCAGCGUCCAGGAGGGUCUGAAGGCUCUGCUCAGCUGGCUGGACAAACUGGUCCUGAAGCCUGGACCAGUGGAGCCCACCGCACAGGCUGUGCAAGACGCCCUCACCCAAAACCAGAAACUCCGGCAGGAGCUGCUCUCCAGGCAGGGCAGCGUGGAGGCAACUCGAGACUCCAUUUCCAAACUGCUCCAGAGCUCUGACGCCUCCACAGCCUCAGGCCUCCAGGGAGCUCUGGACGAGCUGACUCAGCGCUACACUGCAGCCCAGGCCAGCCAGGCGGAGAGGGAAGCCGAGCUCAAAGGGCUGCUGCCCCGACUGGAGAGUUACGAGCGGCUGGGGACCGACCUCCAUGUCUUCACCCAGACCCGCCUGAAGGCCCUGAGCCCGGUGGGCCAGCCCGACCGCAGCGUGGACGACUACAGGCAAACUGUCGAGGAGGUGAGGUCGGAGCUGGAGCAGGAAGCCGGUCAGCUGAAGUCCUUCUGCAGCCUCGGCUCCGAGCUCAGCCAGUCACACGCUCUGAGCAACUCUCAGGGCUUAUUGGAUAAUGUGAGGGGGGUGUCCGACGACUUCACACAUCUGGAAGCAAAUGUCAACGAAAGGUUCGCUGCCAUCCAGGCCUGUGAGCAGCAGCUGCUCAGCUUCCGUGGGCUCUCCGGCUCUCUGGUCAGGUGGCUCCAGACGGCACAGGAGCAGCUUCCCCCCAAAGAGGCCAACCUCAGCACCGAGGGCCUGCAGAAACGAGUGCAGCAGCUCCAGGACUUGUUGAACGACUGGGAGUCGCAGGGAUCCAGGGUCCAGGAGCUGAGUAAGACGGGCUCCGAGCUGGAGGCUCUUAUCAUCGACAUCACCGCUCCUCGGACCAAAAGUGGUGCCCCACACAUCAAUGGCUCAGCAGGUCCCAGCAGUGUCAAUGGCAUUCACACCUGCAAAGACCUGACGGAGCUGCAGGUGGCCGUGUCCGAGGUGAACGGUCGAUACGAGUCGCUGGGCGGGGAGUUGAAGGAUCGUGUCAGUCGCCAGCAGGCCUCACUGGAGCUGAGGCAGAAGGCCAGGCAGGGCGCAGACCAGCUGAAGACCUGGCUGACGGACAAAGAGCAGAGUCUGAGACAGGGACAGACCGCCUCCCCCUCCAAGCCGGAGGCGGUGCGCGCCCAGGCCCAGGAGAACAAGGCCCUGCUCUCGGAGCUGGCGGAUCACUCUGGGACGGUGGAGGAGUUGAAGAGCACACUGAGGAAGCUCAUUGCUGACAACCCUGACUCUCCAGAAGCUGACAGCUGGAGACAACAGCUGCAGGAGAUAGACUCCCGCUGGCAGACGACCAAUCAGAACGCAGCCCAGCGGCAGACGGAGCUGGAGACGUGUGCCGAUAGGCUGGGCAGCUUCGCCUCAGCAGCCAAUCAGCUGGGCCCGUGGCUGCGGGAGAAGGAGCUGAUGAUGAGCGUGUUGGGACCUUUGAGCAUCGACCCCAACAUGCUCACCACACAGAAACAACAAGUGCAGUUCAUGAUGCGUGAGUUUGACACCCGGCGGCCACAGUUUGACCAGUUGACCCAGUCCGCCGAGGGGAUCCUCUCCCAGACCGGUGACUCCGCCCAGGACGCCAAGGACCUGGCGGAGGUGCGGGCGGAGCUGGGCUCCAUCUCGCAGCAGUGGGAAGACCUAACAGGCCGACUGACUCAGAGGUCCAGCCACAUCGACCAGGCCCAGGGAACCAGUGAACGCUACCAGGCUUUGCUCAGGCAGCUCUCCUCCAGUGUCUCUGCUCUGGGCGAGAGGCUGGACUCCCAGGCCUCGCUCAGUGCCCAGCCUGAGGCGCUGAAACGCCGCCUGCAGGAGACCGGAGAGAUCCGCUCGGAGCUGGAGAGACGGAGGACCGAGCUCGCCGAGGCUGAGACGCUCUGUCACGAGCUGAGCGCCAUCGUGGCUGAGCCGUACCUGAAGGAGGAGCUGAGCAAACGGCUGCAGAGCGUCAGCGCUCCACUGAGGAGCCUGGAGGAGCGAGCAGCGGACGGCCUCUCUCAGCUCCAGGCCGCCCUGUCCUCCACCCAGCAGUUCCAGCAGAUGUUCGAGGAGUUGCGCUCGUGGCUCGACAAACAGGCCGAUCCCAGAGAUUCCACCGGGGACUCCCUGCCCUGCCAGCCACCGGCCAUCCGCUCCCUGCUGGCCCAGACAGAGGAGCUGCAGCGCGGCAUCGCCAGCCAGCGCGGCUCCUACGAGCUGCUUCAGGCCGAGGGAGCCUCGCUGCUCGCCUCUCUCCCGGCAGGCGGAGACGAGCGCUCCACCCUUCAGUCUCGCCUGGCGUCCCUGCGACAGGACUGGGAGGGGUUGAACCAGCGACUCUCUGAGCGUGAGAGCAGGCUGAAGAACACACUGAGCAAAGCGGAGACCUACCAGCAGCACAAGGCGGAGCUGAUCCCCUGGUUAUCAGACUGCGAGGAGAAGGACGGAGACAUCACGCUGGACUCGUCUGUCCUGGACGAAGCUCUGCAGAGGACACGAGGUCUGACCCUUGACCUGGAGAGACGGCAGCCGCUGCUCGAGUCCUUCAACACCGCAGCCGACCAGCUGCUGGAGCAGUGCUGCAUCGGGGAGGAGGAGGUGCGAGAUGAGAAGGCCCAGUUGAACCGCCGGGUGGAUGGACUGGGAGAGAGGCUCCACAGCCGCACCUCCCAGCUGGAGGAACUGGCCGGCCGGCUGAAGGAGUUUGAAGAGGGCAGACAGGCUGUGGAGAGGAGGCUGGAGGCCGCCAAGCACCAGAUCAAAGUGCAGGAGGCUCUGGGUCCUCAGGCGUGCAGCGCUAAGAGCCUGGAGCGGUUGAGGAGCCAGCAGGAGAACCUGAGGUCCCUGCAGCCCCAGGUGGUCUACCUCCGAGACCUGGCCCAGGGGCUGGUGCAGGACGCUCCGCAGACACCAGGGGGCGGCACCGAGGGGGCCCAGAGGCUUCAGGAGCAGGCCAAGGACACAGAGAAAGAGUACGAUGACGUGACUGGCAAGAUCGAACACUGCUGCUCGUCCCUGGAGUCCCGCCUCCAGGGCGUGGGCGAGGUCCAGUCCCACGUGCGGGACGUGUUCUCGCGUCUCGCCGACCUGGACGAUGAGCUGGACUCGCUCAGUCCUGCAGGACGCGACGCCGACUCGCUGGCCUCGCAGGCCGACACUCUCAAGGGCUUCCUGUCCCGGCUGAGCGACCUGAGGACGGAGCUGGAGGGUCACGGGUCGGAGUGCACCACCAUGCUGCGGCGGGAGGGCUCCUCCCCCGACCUCCUGGCGCUCAGGAGGGAGACGGAGGCUCUGAGCCGCCAAGCCGGCAAGCUGAGUGAGCGCAGCCAGGCCCGGUUGGACCAGAUCGAGGACGCUGCGGAGAAGGUUCAGGACUUCUACCGGCUGGUGGCGGAGCUGCAAGGGCUUCUGGGUAGAGCUGAGGAGGGGCUGAGCGCUCAGGGCCUGGUCGGCUCCGAGGUGGAGAUGAUCAAACAGCAGCUGCACGAGUUCAAGACUUUGGACGUUUGCAUGAUCCCCUGA
Molecule: messenger RNA, 16281 nt
Organism: Pleuronectes platessa (European plaice)
Lineage: Eukaryota; Metazoa; Chordata; Actinopteri; Pleuronectiformes; Pleuronectidae
Gene: macf1a
Product: microtubule actin crosslinking factor 1a
Biological process (GO): wound healing; intermediate filament cytoskeleton organization
Cellular component (GO): intermediate filament; cytoskeleton; cytoplasm
Molecular function (GO): protein binding; structural molecule activity
Source: RefSeq, a predicted model, not a curated record